GCCAGCAGGUCAUCAUUUCACGAACUGAUUUGUUAGAUAUUUCUCAAGUAAAGCUACAAAGCUACAUUGCUUGGAACAUCUUUUGACAUAAAAACUAUAAAGGAUGUCCAACUUGGGACAAUUUGACUCUGAUUUUUACCAAUCUAAUUAUACUAUUGAUAAUCAGGAGCUGAGUUCUGAAGAUUCUAAUGCCUAUGGACAUCUUUAUGUAUCUAGAAAACAGCCAGCCAGUGACCAGCGUCAGCCCGCCUUCGUCCCCCCGGAGAUGCUCCUGCCCUCAGGUGGCGAGGCCCAACUUUUCCAGCCAGCGUCCAACCCGGAUUAUUAUUCACAAUCUUCCUACGUGGACAGUUUUGAGGAAGAGCCUCCUUUGCUAGAAGAACUUGGGAUUAAUUUUAAUCACAUAUGGCAAAAAACCUUGACCGUGUUAAACCCACUGAAGCCAGCAGACGGCAGUAUCAUGAAUGAAACGGACCUCACUGGGCCCAUCCUGUUUUGUGUGACUCUAGGAGCCACCUUGCUUCUGGCAGGAAAGGUUCAGUUUGGUUACGUGUACGGCCUGAGCGCUGUGGGCUGCCUGGGGAUUCACACCUUGCUGAGCUUGAUGAGCUCCCCGGGGCUGUCCUGUGGCUGUGUGGCGAGCGUGCUGGGCUACUGCCUGCUACCCAUGGUCAUCCUGUCCGGCUGCGGCCUCGUCUUCUCACUGCAGGGCACCUUUGGAACUGUGUUGGCACUGGUCAUCAUUGGCUGGUGUAGUCUUUCCGCUUCCAAAAUCUUCAUUUCGGCCUUGGACAUGAAAGGACAACAGCUUCUCGUCGCCUACCCUUGUGCUUUAUUUUAUGGACUUUUUGCCCUUCUAACAGUUUUCUGAAGAGUAUUUGAAAUGCUGUUUCAAGAUUCUAUUUGUUUCCUGUUCACAUUACCCUGAAAAUGCGUUAGCAUUCAAAUUUGGUAAUAUGAUUUCUGCUUUAUGGCUGUUGGGAGAAUAAUAAGCAAAGAGACAAAACAGCACUUAAGGAUGAUACUCUAAUAACUUGUUUGGUUUGAAUGAUGUUUUGCUUUUUGGUUUGGUGCAUUAAAACAUUUUAAAAUAUUUUAAAAGAAAAGGGAAUACAGUUGUUGUAUUGAUGGACCUUGCUUCUCUCAAUG
This is a messenger RNA of Nyctereutes procyonoides (raccoon dog), 1149 nucleotides long. RefSeq names its product Yip1 domain family member 7 (gene YIPF7). Lineage: Eukaryota; Metazoa; Chordata; Mammalia; Carnivora; Canidae. Gene Ontology annotation, cellular component: trans-Golgi network. Bases 104 to 871 code for a protein of 255 amino acids. The transcript is spliced from 6 exons. The record is from RefSeq and is a predicted model, not a curated record. Gene Ontology annotation, biological process: vesicle fusion with Golgi apparatus; endoplasmic reticulum to Golgi vesicle-mediated transport.